Molecule: messenger RNA, 1443 nt
Organism: Elephantulus edwardii (Cape elephant shrew)
Lineage: Eukaryota; Metazoa; Chordata; Mammalia; Macroscelidea; Macroscelididae
Gene: HLX
Product: H2.0-like homeobox
Exons: 4
Coding region: 1-1443 (480 amino acids)
Biological process (GO): regulation of DNA-templated transcription
Molecular function (GO): DNA-binding transcription factor activity, RNA polymerase II-specific; sequence-specific DNA binding
Source: RefSeq, a predicted model, not a curated record
AUGUUCACCGGGCUGACCCCCUUCUACGCCUCCAACUUCAGCCUCUGGUCAACCGCUUAUUACUCUUCGGCCGGCCCGGGCGGCUGCUCCUUUCCCCUGGACCCUGCCGCCAAGAAGCCCUCCUUCUGCAUCGCAGACAUCCUGCACGCCGGCGUCGCGGAGCCCGGGGCCACCGCAGAGGGCCUAGCGGGAGCCUCGGCCGCCGCGCUCACUGCACACUUGGGCUUGGUUCACCCGCAUGCCUCGUUCCAAGCUGCGGCCAGGUCCCCGCUCAGACCCACCCCAGUUGUGGCGCCUUCCGAAGUCCCGGCCGGCUUCCCGCAGCGACUGUCCCCUCUCUCGGCUGCCUACCACCACCAUCACUCCCAACAACAGCAGCAACAACCAGCGCAACAGCCACAGCCUCCCCAGCAACCGCCUCCCCCGCAGGCCCGGCCCGGUGCCCUGCAGCCCCCGGCCUCGGGGCCGCGAGUGGUCCCUCCGAACCCCCACCACAGCGGUCCAGCCCCGGCCCCCUCCAGCAAGGACCUCAAAUUUGGAAUUGACCGCAUUUUGUCUGCUGAAUUUGACCCAAAAGUCAAGGAAGGCAAUACGCUAAGAGAUCUCACCUCCCUGCUGACCAGCGGGCGGCCAGCGGGGAUGCACCUCCCAGGCCUGCAACCCUCCACAGGCCAGUUCUUUGCAUCUCUUGAUCCCAUCAAUGAGGCUUCUGCCAUCCUGAGCCCCUUAAGCUCAAACACAAGAAGUUCGGUUCAGCAUCAAUUUCAAGACACGUUUCCAGGCCCCUAUGCUGUUCUCACAAAGGACACUAUGCCGCAGACUUACAAGAGGAAGCGCUCAUGGUCACGCGCUGUCUUCUCUAACCUGCAGAGGAAAGGCCUGGAGAAAAGAUUUGAGAUCCAGAAGUAUGUGACCAAGCCUGACCGGAAGCAGCUGGCAGCCAUGCUGGGCCUUACUGAUGCUCAGGUGAAGGUGUGGUUCCAGAACAGACGAAUGAAGUGGAGACACUCCAAGGAGGCCCAGGCCCAGAAGGAUAAGGACAAAGAGGCAACUGAGAAGCCACCAAUGGGACCCCCAGCUUUCGAACGGGAUGAGCGGAGCCCCAGCCGCUCAGAGGGCGAGGCUGAGAGCGAGAGCAGCGACUCCGAGUCCCUGGACAUGGCCCCCAGCGAUACAGAACGGACUGAAGGCCCCGAUCGGGCCUUACACCAAACCACGGUCAUCAAGGCCUCAGCCACGGGCACGUUGGUCACUGCCAGCAGCUGUGGGAGCGGCGGGAACAGCAGCGGUUGUAGCAGUUUUAGCUUUAGCAGCUCCAGCAACCUCAGCAGCAGCACCAGCGCCAGCAGCUCCAGCAGCCUCAGCGAGCAGUCCACCCACAGCAACGCUGCUCCCCCAAGCCCAGAGCCUGCGCCGGCGGCGCCUCCGCUCAGCAGCCUAUAG